Messenger RNA from Athene cunicularia (burrowing owl), 5145 nucleotides. It is a transcript of the gene SLC7A11, whose product is annotated as solute carrier family 7 member 11. NCBI's taxonomy places the organism in Eukaryota, Metazoa, Chordata, Aves, Strigiformes, Strigidae. Gene Ontology annotation, biological process: amino acid transmembrane transport. The record is from RefSeq and is a predicted model, not a curated record. The transcript has 15 exons. Gene Ontology annotation, cellular component: membrane. Gene Ontology annotation, molecular function: L-amino acid transmembrane transporter activity. Bases 1247 to 2680 code for a protein of 477 amino acids.
ACUUCGCAUUAAGAAAAAUGGAACAGGUUUGCAGGUCACUGAUAUCUGGCAUUAUGCAUUCCUGAAACCUUAAAAUUAUGUGUGUCUUGUAGGAAGGCAUUUUCUUUAUCAGAACACUGCUAAUGGAAUUUGUUUUGGAAAUUGGGAAUCUACACCAUUCAAACAGUAAGCUUUCAAGUCUCUGCCACAUUGGAUUUGAAGUGCAAUGAUGUCUGGAGAAGAGUACGUGUAUUUUUUCAGCCUGUACUGCUUGCUUUUGGAGCUCUUGGGUUUCUACUACCAAGAUGGGAGAGAUGCCUGCCACAUCAAUGAACCUGUGCGGGUGGACAGGGGCACCAGAGUAGCCACAGCAGCAUAAAUACCCAGGAGUGGAUUUUUAUGGAAGAACGGGGUUGUUCUGAGUGUUGGACAGGUUAAGCCCUCCCUGCGCUUUGAGAAAAGCUCUUGGAAAAGAUACUGAGUAUUGUGUGUUGUGGUUGCAUAGUGAUACCAUGGUUCUUGCUCUGUGAUGAAUAGUUUAAAUGAAAGUGACUGGUGGGCUGCAAAUAAUCAGAACAGAUUUUGUGAGUAUACUGUAAAAUAGGGGGUCCCAGAGAGUAAUGAGCCUUUUCCAGCUUCACGCCCUCCUUGGAGUUGGGCUCAGGUGCUGAAAAAUUCUCAUGAAAUUUCCAGAAUAUAACAAAUAAUCCCCCAGCAUCAAAUAAGUAUUCCCUAUCCUGAGUGGAACUGAUAAUUGGAAUUAAGGCUUGAACUCAGAGGAGAAAAAGUGCUCCUAUUUUUUUGUUUAUUUUUAGUGGAUAGCAUUGAGAAGCAGCGUACAUAACAUUGCUCACUGGUAAGCUCCAAAUAGUGUGAUCACUAGCAAGCUGCCAGUAGUUAGUAAAAAGAGUUUUCUGCAUCCAGUCUUCCUUAGUUCCCACCUUAGAAAUUUCUCUGGGAAUUUCAUAUGGUCCUAAGCUUGCAUGUGUGUUAUCCCCAUACCGCAGAAGCAGCAAGCGCCCUUUUCCAUGCGUGGGGGAGCAUUAAUAGCUAUGUCCAACGGGCAAACAGGCAUUCUUCUGGCUGGUGGUCACAUGAAAUUUGAAAGCCUUUAUAAUGUCCAGUGUUUUUACUGAAUAGCUGAUGCAGACAUGGAUUGCUGGGCACUGCCUCGGGAUCGUCUGGGAGGUUACUGAGCUUUUGGUUUGAUCUUGGAGCCAUCUUCAUGUGUAAAUAAAGGGGGCAAGCUAAUGGUAGGUUGCCCUCUAUGGACAGCGGACAGCCAGCCCAGGAGGGAAAAGUUGUGCUGAAGAAGAAAGUGACACUUUUGAGGGGGAUAUCUAUCAUAAUUGGCACUAUCAUUGGAGCUGGCAUCUUCAUCUCUCCCAAAGGCAUCCUGAAGAACACAGGCAGCGUGGGCAUGUCCUUGACUGUCUGGACAGUGUGUGGUAUCCUCUCGCUUUUCGGUGCCCUCUGCUAUGCUGAACUAGGAACAUGCAUUAAGAAAUCUGGUGGUCACUACACCUAUAUCCUGGAGGCCUUUGGCCCAUUACCUGCUUUUGUGAGAGUCUGGGUUGAAUUACUCAUCAUUCGCCCUGCUGCCACAGCAGUGAUAUCGUUGGCAUUUGGACGUUACAUUUUGGAACCUUUCUUUAUGCAGUGUGAAAUCCCAGAACUUGCAAUUAAACUUAUUACAGCUGUUGGCAUCACGCUAGUGAUGGUCCUGAAUAGCACGAGUGUCAGCUGGAGUGCCCGCAUUCAGAUUUUCCUUACCUUUUGCAAGCUUGUAGCAAUUCUGAUAAUUAUAGUCCCUGGAGUUAUCCAGCUAAUUAAAGGAGAAACACAGCACUUUAAAAAUGCCUUUGCGGGGAAUGAUGCCAGUGUUAUGGGAUUACCGCUUGCUUUCUAUUCAGGAAUGUAUGCCUAUUCAGGCUGGUUUUACCUCAAUUUUGUUACUGAAGAAGUGGAAAACCCUGAAAAAAACAUACCCCUCGCAAUAUGCAUUUCAAUGAUUAUCGUCACAGUUGGCUAUGUGUUAACAAACGUGGCUUAUUUCACUACAAUCAGUGCUGGGGAAUUGCUGCUUUCAAAAGCUGUAGCAGUGACCUUUGCUGAACGACUAAUGGGAAACUUCUCUUUAGCUGUACCGGUAUUUGUUGCUCUCUCCUGCUUUGGAUCUAUGAAUGGUGGCAUUUUUGCGGUCUCCAGGAUGUUCUUCGUUGCAUCCCGCGAGGGUCACCUUCCGGAAAUUCUCUCCAUGAUUCAUGUCCGCAAGCACACUCCUCUGCCAGCUGUCAUUGUUUUGCAUCCUCUCACAAUGAUAAUGUUAUUCAAUGGGGAUCUCUACAGCCUCCUGAAUUUCCUCAGUUUUGCCAGGUGGCUUUUUAUUGGACUAGUAGUUGCUGGGUUGAUUUAUCUCAGAUAUAAACGUCCUGAUAUGCCUCGUCCUUUCAAGGUGCCUCUCUUUAUUCCAGCGUUGUUUUCCUUCACCUGCCUUUUCAUGGUUGCACUGUCACUUUACUCUGAUCCAGUGAAUACAGGGAUUGGAUUUGCAAUAACCCUGACGGGAGUUCCUGCCUACUACCUCUUUAUUGUAUGGGACAAGAAGCCAAAGUGGUUCAGAAAGAUCCUAGACAGGGUAACUGUAACACUGCAAAUCCUCUUGGAAGUUGUCCCAUCAGAGGAAGACCAGAAAUCAUGAUCUUCAUGUACAGCUUUUGGCUUGCUGUUUCAUUUCAACACGAGGAAGAGGGUAGGGAGAUUUCUCCCCCUACCUAAUGUUCUGCAAACUGGAGGAACUGAGAUGGAUACCGAGCAAGUCAGUUACCAGAACUGUAUUUCAUGAUGUUGUAAACUUCUUUUAAUGUGGUUGGUUUAUAUGCAGAAAGCAAGAACUUGUGCGACGAGGGAACUCAUCUCUUCGCUAUUUGUUACAGUGUCAUAUUUUAACAAACGAUAGGUUCAUCACACUAGGAUUUUUGUUGUGUUGUCACUGAAAAUAGGUUUAAGCAACGUGUAAGUAAUCAUCAGGUGUACUGUGAAGAAUGUAUCCUGCUUGCUGUCCCUGAUGAGCCCAACUCUUACCAGAGACAGCUCUGCUGAGAUUCACUUACUAAUAUUCUUCCCGUCAUUCCCUUUGGCAGCCGGAUUUGACUUCUUUUGGCUUGCUGGGAGCACCAGCACACCAAGGCAGAAGCACAGCAGUUUCCACACCUUCGUGGUGGCAAGCACAAUGUUUUUUUCAUUCCAGAAUUUUUAUACUAUAACCGAUGGGAGCAUCUUCUGAGAAUUAAUAUUUCUUCCAGUGGGGCAGGAAGAUUUUAGCCUGGGGGCGGUAAUUUCAUACAUGUUAAAGUCUGGAUAUGGUUACUGUUUUUACCACUGUUUCUUCACGUACAUAUGUAUAGGAAAUACAGCAACUGAGUAAUCAACCUUCAAAUGAGUCAAAAUAUUUGAAUGCGACCUCUGCUGCUGUAUGAAUUUUCUAUCUGGAAGCAUAUGCACCUGCAGUUACCAGUCAGGCAAACCUGAUUUUAAAGUUUUAUGUCAUUGUCAGUGGACAGAAAUGAAUAAUAGUCACUGGUGGGAAUACUGUACAGACAUGGCAAUAAAUGCAGUACCUAUUUAUGAAUAAGGUAUAAGGCAAGCUACAACAGAUUUGUUGAUUUGAGCAGGACAUGUGCCUAAUCUGUGGGCUUUUCAUUCAAACACACUCCAGUUAACUGGGAUUUGAAACACCAAGGAACAGGUGCUCUGCUAAUGUCUUCUUUCAGAUUUUAUCUUGGCAAAAACAGAGAAAGGCCAUUAAAACUGAUGAAAUCAAACAAAAUUAAUUUUCAGAAUGAUGUUUGUGCUGAGAUUUGGCUCAAAUAUGAGCUGAAAUUUUGCCCUUUUUUCAAGAUAGUUGUAGAUAAAUAAAUUUUUAAUGCUUAGAAAUUGAGUUUUAUAUUGUUAGUUGAAGACUACUCAACCUUAAGGUUAAGGUUUGCUAUUGCUCUGUUAAGAAUAUAAUGCUUAAAUAUUGAAUGCACUACUUUUUGAGCUGUUUGCUAUUAGCAAGUCAUAUGUUUCAUGAAAACUUUUAUGGAACUAAGCAACAUUAAACUUCCUAAAUUGGGAGAAAAGCACAACUAGUAGCCAGACCACUACAGUAAAGGGAGACUGUGUAUUGUGUAUGUGUUGUAUAUAUCCAGAAUAUCUACCAUUUUAAGGGUGUACAGUAAGAUGUCUUAAAUUUAUACAUGUUUUUCUUUCUUGUAUUUCUAUGGUAGAAUUAGGGAAAUGGGAGUAACUGAUUAUGUUAGAAGAGCAGUAAUUUAAGACACAGAAAACAUUUUGCAAACAAUAUUUUGAACGUUUUCUGUUUACAGUAACUUAAAGUGUUAUUUGAAACUUUUUUAGGCAAACAUUUUGAGAGAGAUUUUUGUGUUGACAGUGCAUGUGUUUAAUUAGUAUUCACCUUUGGGUCAGAAUUCUGCUUUUGAGGCCAUCUCCUGCCAUGCCAGUUCACCAGGGUUUGGCCUGUGUCAUUGUGGAACAUCUUCAAAGUACACAAACUGCAUUUCUCUCCGAUAAAAAUAAACUGCCUGACUCCCUCCAGGGGCACACCUAACACACUCCUCUGUGGAUGGAUGCUGAGCAUGUGGGAUCCUGCCAGAGCUAGUCCAAAGCAAACCCUCCUGAACACUGAUAGCGUGAACACCAGGUUUUCAGCACCAACUGUUUUAUUCCACAUAUUCACUCCUAUUGUGCCGUGUUACUUGAAAGUUUAAAUGUGGGCAGUGUUAACUGGUAGAAAUAAAUGGGCUCUGUAAAUAUAACUGAAUGUUGCUUUAUUUUCCUGUUGUGGAUGUGGAUGUUUAGAAAUGUUUCUGAAGCCUGAUUCAAUGACCACAUUUUACUAAGUUUAUUUCAUGCAAGGGGUUAAUUUGUCCCAGGAGCAAUCCUACGACUCACUGAUUGUUCAGCUGUAUAUUUUGGGAAGAAAAAAAUAAUUGCCUGUAAAAUAAAAAAAAAAAAUUUUGGAAAAUGCACAGGGAUUCUAAUUUCAGGUUUAGUUUCUUUAACACAUAUAAUUACAAUACGAAAUAUUGUAAUUGGUUUUCCACUGUGUUAUGAAAGUCAGUAUUAAGGACUUUCAUUACACCUGGAAGUGAAGCAUAUCCU